AUUGUUACCAAAGAGAUUAUACCACAAUCGUCUCAUCUUUCGCAAUGUCCUCAAUCAUCAGUCAGUUUACAACGGUUGAAUUCAUCAUCAACUAUUAAUUGCCCACCUCCAUCUUGUGUCAAAUCAUCGUCUUUAGAUCGUACUGUUGCAGCCUCCAAGACUGCUAUCAAUAUUGUUGGAAAUCAUAGUAAAACGCUUGGCUCCUCCUCCUCUUGCUCUCCAAGUCAAACAAUAAUGACAUCUAAAAGCACAGAGAACAAUGAAAUCCAAACAAACCAGUUAUGCAAUUCUACAACAGCAUCGUUAAGUCCACUAGAUAGUGGAUUGUAUAUGUCUGUUCCAAAUGUUGUCAGUAAUCAUAGUAAUGAUGAUGACGAUGACGCAGGUGGAGACAUCGACGAUGAUUACCCUGGCGUUGAAGACAAUAACAUUACCAAUAAUAGUAAUAUCGAUGUUGUACAGUCAUCAGACAAUUCUUAUCAUCUACCUCGUUGUCCAUUUUAUCACUCCUACAUAUCUGCUAGCGAUCAAACAUUAGCAAUGCAAAGAUUUUUAGUGCCUCGAUUAAUACCUGAAUGGGAUUUUGUUGAUGGCCUGUUAAGAAUAGCUCAUCGAUUGGUGCCAAUCAGUCCUAAAGAACAAAGAA
Molecule: messenger RNA, 646 nt
Organism: Trichobilharzia regenti
Lineage: Eukaryota; Metazoa; Platyhelminthes; Trematoda; Strigeidida; Schistosomatidae
Source: the annotation of a GenBank genome assembly